UAUAUCAUGAUCUCUAACAUUAUACAGAUAUAAAGACACACACAGAAGUGGCCCAUUGCAGAUGUGAACAUUAAGCACUGUGUGAACCUCUUUUGCUCCAUGUGUGUGUUUUAGGAGAGAGAGCAAGAGCGAGAGGCUCACAGCAUCCUCCUGGCUGACCUGAGAAACCAGGUGGAGACACUGCAAGUCUCAAUGAAGGACAUGAACAACGUGAUCUCGGAGACUAACCGGGAAAUUAAAUAUAUUUCUACUGAGUGUGAGCAAGAGCGAGAGGCUCACAUCAUCCUCCAGACUGAGAUUAAUGAGAUGAUGAAGACCAUGAUUCAGCUGGAGAAGGAGAACAGUGCAAUGAAGAAGACUCUGAUUGACCAGGAGGAAUUACUGAGGGUCACCAUGGCUGAAGCUGAGGAGAACCAUCAGAAGGAUGUAGAGACCAUCCAUCAGCUGGAGAAGGAGAAGUCUGACCUGACAGAAAAGGUGGAGACUCUGAGAGAGACAGUGGAGGAACAUCAGCAGGAUGUGGAGACCAUCCAUCAGCUGGAGAAAGAGAAGUCUGACCUGACAGAAAAGGUGGAGACUCUGAGAGAGACAGUGGAGGAACAUCAGCAGGAUGUGGAGACCAUCCAUCAGCUGGAGAAAGAGAAGUCUGACCUGACAGAAAAGGUGGAGACUCUGAGAGAGACAGUGGAGGAACAUCAGCAGGAUGUGGAGACCAUCCAUCAGCUGGAGAAAGAGAAGUCUGACCUGACAGAAAAGGUGGAGACUCUGAGAGAGACAGUGGAGGAACUGGGGAACCAGCUCAUUGAGACACAUGUGCAGUGUGAUGAGCUCACGGAUGUAAGUGACUAAAAUCUUGCACUAAGCAGCUCCAUUAGUGACAGUAUGAGGACUUUAAUUGUGUUUAAGGGUUAAGCGCUCGAAUUUACGCCUCUUGUGCUCCAUGUGUGUGUUUUAGGAGUGUGAGAGAGAGCGAGAGACUCACAACAUCCUCCAGUCCAAAUAUGAUGAGAUGAAGAAGACUCAGGAGAUACUGAAGGUAAAUGUGUGUGUGUG
Molecule: messenger RNA, 1053 nt
Organism: Hemibagrus wyckioides
Lineage: Eukaryota; Metazoa; Chordata; Actinopteri; Siluriformes; Bagridae
Product: early endosome antigen 1-like
Exons: 3
Coding region: 193-849 (218 amino acids)
Source: RefSeq, a predicted model, not a curated record